Molecule: messenger RNA, 3945 nt
Organism: Wallemia ichthyophaga EXF-994
Lineage: Eukaryota; Fungi; Basidiomycota; Wallemiomycetes; Wallemiales; Wallemiaceae
Product: Dual specificity protein kinase pom1
Exons: 5
Coding region: 1-3945 (1314 amino acids)
Biological process (GO): peptidyl-threonine phosphorylation; peptidyl-serine phosphorylation
Molecular function (GO): ATP binding; protein serine/threonine kinase activity; protein serine/threonine/tyrosine kinase activity
Source: RefSeq, a predicted model, not a curated record
AUGGAUUCGACUGACCAAACUAGUCGCGUUAACAAGCACACAGAAGCGCGCGAACAUAACCAAGUGCCUAUAAAUGCCAGCUUUAACGACCCGAUGGAUUUCGAUCCUGAAAUCCCCCCAGCCGAUACACAAAAUACGCAAUCCACAAGCCAUCCUCGCAAUUCGAUACGCAGAAAUAAAAGCAAAUCGUUUGCUGACCUUCCACCAUCCCCAGCCACACACACUAUAUCUUCCACGCUCAGACUCAAUCAGAACCGAGGAGUAGAAGCCGAAGCAGAAGAACCACAACGGUCACCAGGAUUUAUACGCGCGCUUAACAGCCGAAAGUCUGAACAUCACCGUGAUACUUCUUCACGAUCCAAAUCCUCACAUUCCCGUCCAGGUACACCGCCAUCGAGAGGGUUCAUAAGUGAUGAGCACAAGCGCAAAAACAGGGCUAGCGUUGGUAGCAGAUUCGCAGCUGAAGCUAAGCAUUUCUUUCACGGUUCCUCUGGUGGUCAUAGUCUGAGCCGCAACAGCCGCAGGAAAUCAACACCUGCAAUCAAAACGACAUCUAUUAGCUCCAACUCCAAUGGAAGUCCUUCUACAAGUCGCGAUUCUACCUCCUUUUCCUCUUUAAGAUCUAGGCGUAAUAGCGCUAGUUCGGAGAUAUCUUCCAUCCAAUCCCACAAGGAUGAAUUCGGGCUCAGCAAGGAUAUCGAUGUCCCGCCAGUACCGCGGAUACCAAAAGAUUUCAGCAACUUUCGCGGUACUGGUGGUGCUAGUGGUGCUAAUGGUACAAAUCCCUCAAAUCGAAACAAUGCAAUCGGCUUACAUUCGCAAGCCUCUUCAUCUUCUGAAACGACAGCUAUACCUUCACAAGAUGCUGAUUUAACAGUGCGCAAUAAAAACAUGCAUAGUACUAGUAGACACGGCAGCUACUCUCCAACACAAGUAAACUGUAAGAACUUUACCCACACUCAAACACCCGUCAAACGACCAUCGACUGUGCGCAGAAUCACACCGUCAUCCAUACCUUUCUUCAGACGAUCAUCAUCUGCGCAAAACAUUAAUGCUCACUCUCUUCCCCACAACACCCCUCCACCCGUCCCUCCAAUCUCACAAACGCACCUGGCGCAAAACUCUGUGUCUUCAGAAGACACGAAUGGGACGACGCAUUCGACACAUUCGGCUACUUCAGCUCCUUCAUCAACUGCAAAACCCUCACACAGAAAGAGUAUGCUGGGGAUAGGGCUACCUUCACUUCUCAAACCAAGUUCAUCCAGAAAAUCGUUAUCGAGCAGCAAACCAAUAUCGUCGGAUGAUUUGUCAGACAAGCAAUCGAAGCACAGUAGCGAGCAGUCGACAUUCAGACGACGUCGCAACAGUCUUAGUGCAGCCAUAAUGGGCAGAAGGAGAGGUAAAUCUAUAGGAUCUGGAUCGGGAAUGGGAUCUGGUGAGGUGCCAUCGGAGCCUGUGCCCAAGAUCAAACCUGAGUACUUGGACCAAGAGAAGGAGGAUAAGGACGAAGCCACAACACCCCUAUCUUCACCUGCAGCCCGUGACAGAAGAAGUAAAGCCUCUACUAAUCACAACGCUAAUGACGACACCAAUAUGUUACAGCAAAAUAAUUCUAACUCCAAUUCUACUUCUAAUUCUAAUUCUACCUCAAAUCGCACACUCUCAACCUCGAUUGAUCCGCAACACAUCGACUCACAGUCCAGUCAAACUAGCCACGAAACUAUACACCCAGAUAAUAAACGCGAUCAGAAACCGGCUACGACGACGCGUAUACCGAGAAUAUCGUCGAGCGUGCGCACACCCGGUAUGCAAUCGCAAUCGCAAUCACGCUCACCAUCAUCUGCUCCUGCUCCUGCUGCUACUCCUCACAAGGCGACGCUGACGGAAACGGCGCGAAAAGCGAGUGAAGGGUCUGUCUAUUCGAUCAACACGAGUAAUACGAGCAACGCGAGCAGGAGUAAAAUCUCCAACGGAGGUGAACCGGCAAACACAAGCACCACAUCGACCACAUCGGACUCUAAUCGCGAAAUGCGCCGGCGAGUGGUGGACAAGUCACUCGAAGGCCAAUCGAGAAGAUUAUCCAAGAUGGCUAUUGACGGCAGUAAGCGAGGAGCGCAAGGUGCGCGAGGUAAGGAAGAGAACACGAUAUCGUUGGUGAAGACCCCGCGCCAGGGCGCAGCCUAUACCAAACAACCAACGUCGAUACCAACGAGUGUGAGCUCAUCCAGUGUAGCGUCAGCAUCUAAGAACACACCAAGCAGCACGAGCACUCCAAAAAUACGCAGCGUCGUACCGGCAGUGUCGUCGCGCUCUUCAUCCAACACGCCCAUCACAGCUAAAGUGAAGCCGCCACGUCAGAAGGAGGACGAGGAUUCAGCCGCUGCCGACGAAGAGAUGCUCGCAUACAUUCGCCGCUCACAGGCUAGACGCCUCGCUGCUGGUGCUAAGCUGUCCGAGUUGGAGGCUAUGCUUGCCUUCCCCGAGGACGUCCACCCCACACCACGCAUGUCGCCGCGCGAAGCUGUCGCGCUUUACGGUGACAGCCUCUCGCCAUACGAGCGCAAUGAGAUAUCCAGCUUCAGGGACGUCUUCUUCGUCGGACAGUCGUCCAAAAAGCGUUUGGCAACUAAGGAGCGCAGCAGCAGCAACCAUGGCUAUGAUGACGAUAGAGGGGAUUAUGUCGUUAUCAAGCAUGACCACCUUCAUUAUAGAUAUGAAAUUAUCGGUACUCUUGGUAAAGGAUCGUUCGGACAGGUGCUCGAAUGCCUAGAUCACAAGACGGGCAAAUCGGUCGCCAUUAAAAUUAUUAGGAAUAAGAAACGCUUCCAUCAUCAGGCUUUGGUGGAGGUGAAGAUUCUCGACAAAUUGGUCGAUUGGGAUCCAGAAAACAAACACAACGUAAUUAUGAAGACUGAGCAUUUUACCUUCCGUGGCCACCUCUGCAUAGCUACUGAGCUGCUCAGCAUCAACCUGUAUGAGCUCAUUAAGGCCAACUGCUUCGCAGGGUUCACUACUGUCCUCAUAAGGAGAUUUGCUGGACAGAUGCUGCAUUCGUUACUGUUAAUGAAGCAGCACAACGUCAUUCACUGUGAUCUCAAGCCAGAAAAUGUUCUGCUCAGACACCCUGCCAAGUCUUCCAUCAAGGUUAUUGACUUUGGCAGCAGCUGCUUCGAGAAUGAGAAGGUGUACACUUACAUUCAGUCGCGCUUCUAUCGCUCCCCGGAAGUUAUCCUCGGGAUGGAAUAUACUGCUGCAAUCGAUAUGUGGAGUUUCGGUGCAAUUCUCGUCGAGCUCCACACGGGCUAUCCAAUUUUCCCUGGUGAAAACGAACAGGAGCAGCUUGCGUGCCUGAUGGAAGUGCUUGGCGUGCCAGACAAGUACAUCAUAGACAAGAGUUCACGUCGCAAAGUAUUUUUUGACUCCACAGGCGCACCGCGACCAGUUGUCAACAGUAAGGGCAGGAGACGGCGACCAAACUCCAAGUCGAUCAAGUCAGUGCUCAAGAGUGACGACGAGCCUUUCGUGGACUUUAUUACUAAGUGCCUGAUAUGGGAUCCUGAGAGAAGGAUCAAGCCAGCCGCGGCACUUAGACACCCCUUCAUUACAGGCUUGCCGAUGCCUAAACCGACGUCACCAUCUAUUGUGAGAUCUGCAAGACGUCCGUCUACCGCACAACCUGCUUCUAACGGUCACUCUUUUAAAGUACCUAAUGGUACGGCGGCCGAUAGCAAGAAGUCCAUCAUUUCAAAUCCUACUCCUAUGAACAGACACAAGGCAUCGCACUCUCAGUCCUCAGCUAAUACUAACGGUAGCUUCGGUGGUCAUCUCAAAUCGCCUAAGCUUGCCUCGAUCUCUUCUACACCGAGACUGUUCAGAUCUAAGAUGACGUCGUCGUCUACUCCAUCCUCUAAAGUCAGCACUGUUUCGGCUACUUCAAAGUACUGA